Austrofundulus limnaeus is the source of this 1998-nucleotide messenger RNA. RefSeq names its product ethanolamine kinase 2 (gene etnk2). The coding region runs from base 200 to 1348 and encodes 382 amino acids. Gene Ontology annotation, molecular function: ethanolamine kinase activity. NCBI's taxonomy places the organism in Eukaryota, Metazoa, Chordata, Actinopteri, Cyprinodontiformes, Rivulidae. The transcript has 9 exons. The record is from RefSeq and is a predicted model, not a curated record. Gene Ontology annotation, cellular component: cytoplasm. Gene Ontology annotation, biological process: phosphatidylethanolamine biosynthetic process.
UGUCUGUAUGGUGAGUGUCGGAUGAUCCCCAGGUGGGUGGAACUUCGAAGGAGGAAACGGUACAGCUGGCAGGAGGAACCCGGCGACGAGCAUCCAUWCAUUCACAACUCUUCUUAUCUGAGACAGAGGGGAGGGGGCGAAGAAGAGCUGAAGUCUUUAACGAUCAUAUUUAGCCACAUAAAAACCGACAUACACUUUAAUGCUUCAGCUGAUAGACAGAUCUGUGAAGAGCUCGGAGAUUAGAGAGAUAACUAACUGCCGCAGGAUGGAGACGCAGAUACAUGUGCCCGUCGGCUCGCCGGUCAUCAGAAAAAUCCCCGUGUUCGUGGAGGAACACAACGUGACGGAGGGGGCUUUACAGCUCAUUAAAGAGCUGAGACCAUCGUGGGCUCCGAGCAGCGUGAAGACGAAGCUUUUCACUCAUGGAACCACCAACAAGCUAGUGGGCUGCUAUGUGGAUGAGAGUCCUGAGGAUGUGGUCCUUGUUCGAGUGUAUGGAAACAAGACAGAGCUAAUUGUGGACAGAGAUAAUGAGCUCAAAAGCUUUCAGGUGCUGCAUGCUAACGGUUGUGCUCCACGCCUCUACUGUACUUUUCAAAAUGGCAUCUGCUAUGAAUUCAUGCAGGGAGACGCUCUCGGGCCUCAGGAUGUUCGAGAUCCAGUCUUGCUCCGACUGAUAGCCAGAGAAAUGGCUCGCAUCCAUGCCAUUCAUGCCCACAACGGCUGCAUUCCCAAACCCAACCUUUGGAUCAAGAUGAGGAAGUAUUUCUCUCUGGUGGCCACAGAGUUCACCGAACAAGCCUCCAACAUCAGAAUCCAGCAGGAGGUUCCCAGCAAGGUGGUCCUGGAGCAGGAGAUCCUGUGGAUGAAGGAGCAUCUGUCCACGCUGGGUUCCCCCGUGGUGCUCUGCCAUAACGACCUGCUCUGCAAGAACAUCAUUCACAACACCAAAGAAGGUCACGUCCGUUUUAUCGACUAUGAGUACUCCAGCUACAACUACCAGGCCUUCGACAUCGGAAACCACUUCAAUGAAUUUGCAGGCAUGGCUGAGCUGGACUACGGGCUGUACCCCAGCCGGGACAUGCAGAUGGACUGGCUCAAAGAGUACCUGCAGGCGUACAAACUCUUCACCAAGAAGACUGAGGAGGUCACCCUGCAGGAGCUGGAGACGCUCUACGUCCAGGUCAACAAAUUUGCUUUGGCUUCUCACUUCUUCUGGGGCUUCUGGGCACUCAUCCAAGCCAAAUACUCCUCCAUCGACUUUGACUUCCUUGGGUAUGCUGUGCUCCGGUUCAACCAGUACUUUGAGACCAAACCUGCAGUGAUGGCCCUGCCCAGCCCAGAAUGAGACGUGUUGAAGGAGGUGGUGGGUGGGAGGGAAGACUGGAGAAUAAAAGCUUGGACUUCCUGUUGGACAGGGACAGUUCUGUGAACCGGUGGACCAUCGCUCCACCUGCUAGGUGGUCUUUGUCUUAAAUAAGUGCAGUUGCUCUGAUUCCCUCUGAGCUGACCUGAACACCUGCCUCAGUUCAUCUUCACUUCUCCUCCUGCUCUCUGUAGUUCAGCUCUGAUGACCGCAGACUCCUCCUGUCUGCUGUCACUCCAUCCCUUGUAGGUCUUUUGGUGCUAAAUGCUCCUUCUGCUCCUCUGGUGGUCCACCUUUAACUAACCUGACCAGAGAGCAGCCAAAUAAUCCACUGAUGGACAUGAGGAUUUAUUUCAGCUUUAACAAAUAACUCGUCUUCAGAAAUGUCCACAAAUCACAUGUUUAGUGCUUUAUGUAAAGAGAGUUCUGCAGCUYCAUGGGUCACAUCAAGUCAGAGGUCCAACAUCUGUUCUUCUGGACAGACUGGAUUCAGAUGUCUUCAGUACUGAGAGCACAACUUAGACUCACUCAGGAUGGUAGUGCCAGGUCAUCACCUGGUUUUUCUGUUUCUGUGGUAACUAAUGGGACUGAAAGUGUGUGUGUGUGUGUGUGUGUGUGUGUGUGUGUGUGUG